Thelazia callipaeda (thelaziosis nematode) is the source of this 1428-nucleotide messenger RNA. The record is from the annotation of a GenBank genome assembly. NCBI's taxonomy places the organism in Eukaryota, Metazoa, Nematoda, Chromadorea, Rhabditida, Thelaziidae.
AUGUAUUUGAAUUUGCUUAUAAUAAUAUUCCUUGCUGUCGUCACCAGUUACAUUACUGCUGUUGACAAAAAAGAGUCAUUUCUUUACGAUUAUGAUUCACCAAAUUUCAUACCAUUACGAGUAAGACAAAAGAGGGGAAUUGAUGAUGACAAUGAUGACAUGAAAGAAGCAUUUAAUAUGCCGAAAGAUGUAGAAGUGCAAGAAGAUUCAAUCGACCAUCAAUAUUACGUUAUGGAAAUUAAAGCGAACAGAUCAGAUCUUAUGCGAAAUUACUACAUCGAUGUGCUGGAGAUGUUAAAAAGGCCCGGAACUGUUGGUAACAAAAGUCAUCCCUCGUUAUCAAAUAGCUACAGAAGAGCUGUGGCUGCUAAAAUACAGUUCGAUUUUCCUUUUUAUGGUCAUCGAAUGAAAAAUUUAACAAUUGCCACUGGUGGCUUUGCAUACAUUGGAGAUCAGUCACAUAGUUGGCUUGCAGCUACACAAUAUAUUGCACCUUUGAUGGCGAAUUUUGACACGCAUGGUGAGAAUGCCACCAUUAUGUAUGCUGAUGAUGGUGAAAAAUUUGUUAUUGAAUGGCGUAAUUUACAACUUCGCGAACAACGUUCAGAUGGUUUUUUCACUUUCCAAGGAUCAUUACAUAAAAAUGGAGAUAUUUGGUUUGUUUACAAAGAUAUACCAAUAUCUGUAACAAACAUUAGCGAUUCACACCAUCCAGUGAAAAUAGGAAUGAGUGACGCCUAUCUUUUUCAUCACAAUAUGCAUAAUCCUCUUGGACCAAUUUCACAGCCUCCAUCAGUAAAACGAGUUAUUUAUGAAUAUCAUCGAAUUGAAGUAAAACCAUCGUUGAUUGUAUCGAAUACCGUGGUCCUCCUGAAAGCGCAACCAACAUGUAUUCAGUAUCAAACUUGUGAAGAUUGCUCAAAUGCAACUCUUAAACAUUUCAACUGUUCUUGGUGCCAUUCUAAAGCAAAACAUGGUGGGCCGUUCUGUUCGGAUCAGGCGGGACUGCAUAGGCGCCGACAACACUGGAUUGAAGGGAAUUGCAAAGAUAACGGUAAAGUAACAUACUGCAGUGUUGAUGAAGAUUUCACUGAAGUGGGUGAUGAAGAUGAUAUUCGAGAUGCAACCGGGAAGUCACGAAUUACAGCAUCGCCAUCAGAGCCAGAUGAAGUAGUUGCCUGGGAUCGUCAAAAAAAAACUAAGGCUCCGUUAGCAGCUAAAAGUAGCGAGGAUCAAUAUGGACGUUCUAAUAGUGGCUUUGUAUCAUUAUUUGUUAUCUUAGUGUGUGGUAUACUAUUUGCAAGCUGGGUUUCAUACGCUUACUUCAAUCCACAUACGCCUUCUGGUCAAUUAUUGAUAAGGUAUCGUCCAUCUAGGUGGCAUAUGCCAUCAAGUCAUGUCCGAUAUAGCGCUUCGGUCCAUAUGUAA